AUGCCGGUGUUGAUAGCCCCAGUUGAGCACAGCCAGGACAUGCGCGUAGGAGCUCCAGCAUGGCGCGAGGCGGCCCGGGCCAAGAUGCAGAAGGCACACCAGCUGACCCAGCGCUGUGGGCAGGAGGCAGUGACCAUGUGGCAACCUAAGGACAGCGUGCAGGACCCGCACAUGGCGCGUCAUCUCUGCCGGGCUGCCUACAUCCAGCCAUGGCGCUUCCACGUGGAAAUGAUCAAAGGCGGGGGCUCCGUGGAGAAGCCGCCGCCUGGCGAAGGCGUCACGCUGUGGAAGAGCAAGAUGAAGCCACCGGUCUGGCACGCGCGCCUGCCGCUGCCCCUGACCCGCGAUGCGCUCGCCAUGCAGACAGCAGAGUUGGUGAACGCACACGCACGUGGAGCGCGCCUCACCGCCGCCCGCCUGUGCCGUGCGCAGCAGCAAGUCAACGGGCAGCUGCUGCUUCUGCAGCGCCAGCGUGAGGCUACAGACUACAGGCUCAGUGAGGUGCGAAAGGGCCUGCUGAUUAACCAGCAGAGCGUCAAGCUUCGGGGCUACCGGCCCAAAUCUGAGAAGGUCCCCGACAAAGCUGACAGUAUGCUUACCUGGGAGAAAGAUGAGUUAAAGAAGAUGAAGAGGAAGAUGGAGAAAGACAUGGAAAACUCAGAGGCCUUGCUCAAGACCCUGGCCUCCUGCAGGGACACUCUGGCCUUCUGCUGUAAGGAGAGGCUCCAAGCUGUGGACUUAAUGAACCAGCCACUGGACAAGGUUCUGGAGCAGGCUGGCCACCAUUCCUGGGUGAACCUCUCCAGCCUCCCCACCACGCACAUUCAGGGCCAGAAAAUGCCUCCUCCAGACCCUGUGGGCACUUUUACCCCAGAGUGCGCCACGGCUCUGUAUGAAGCCAAGCGACUGUUGAUGGAGUCCAAGGACGCCUUGCAAGAAAUGGCAAAGAACGAGGAGGGCAUCCGGGAGCAACAGCAGCAGAUAAGCGAUCGCGUGUGCGCUUCGCUGACCCAAAAGAUGCGCGAGACCUCGGAGCUGAAGGAAAAAAUGAACAUGACCUUAGGACUAAUGAGGGGAACUAUCCACCGGUGCACAAAAUUCAACCAAGAGAUGUCUAUCACCCGCGGUUUCAUCAAGGGUCCUCUGUCAAAAAAUUACCUGGAGACUCGAGAGAAGCUGGACAGACCCCUGGUUCGCGUGUAUCAGAGACACGUGGGCACCCAACUGCCUGAGGCCAAGCGCCUCACUCAGAGCACUGACAAAAUGCAGCGCCACAUGUCGCAUUUGGAAAAGAACCUGGAGGAUCUGCUCGCGGAGCGCCAGAAGCUCACCCACAGCCUCAGCUCCAAGAAGAUCGGGCACGACAUGGACUACGACGUGGUGCGCCUGCGCCUCCGCCAGCGGCACCCGCAUGUGUGCUACCAGCAGGCGCAGGGCCUGGUCAACGACUGGGACCCGCGCACGCCGCCGCACGCCGAGUCUCGCCCCGCCGGCAAGUGA
Molecule: messenger RNA, 1500 nt
Organism: Pteropus alecto (black flying fox)
Lineage: Eukaryota; Metazoa; Chordata; Mammalia; Chiroptera; Pteropodidae
Gene: TEKTL1
Product: coiled-coil domain containing 105
Exons: 7
Coding region: 1-1500 (499 amino acids)
Source: RefSeq, a predicted model, not a curated record